GCGACCACGUAUAAAGUCUCCGUCGUGCUUUAAAACGUGCACUCAAAUUUGUACACUAUACUAGUUGUUUAAUAUUAUCAUCUAGCUUUUUGGUAUUUAUUUCAAGUGUUAAUUAAGUUUAUUGUGAAAAAUGUCAUCAGGAGGCGGUUGGGAAGUAGUUGGAAAAAAUAAGAAAGACAAAUCUGGUGUUCGUUCGAAUAAACUGACGAAGGCGGAAAAGAAAAAGUUUAUUGAAAAUGCUCCAAAAGUUGAAGAUUUUUUACCUUUGGACCAAGUGAAGACUCUUUAUGAUAAUUUGGAAGGAAAUAAAGAAAACAAGAAACCUCCCAAAGCAAAGGAGAGUAAAACUAAGGAAAAUGAGGAAAAGAAAAAACAACAAAAGCAGCAGCAGCAGCAACAACAACAACAGUCUGAAAAGAAAAAGGAGACUCCUAAGGAAAAACCACCAAAAUCCAUAGAAGAAGCUCUCAGAGCGAUAAAUGCAUCGGAAGUGGAAGAGAUUUUAACUGCUGGACAAACUCGUUUUCCUGGCGCUCCAUUAAUUUGGCUCAAAGAUUUAGUUGCCUUUCUAAAUAUGAAAAUUCCUUUAGAAGUAAUUGAUCCCAUGUUCAGUGGCAGAGCAGACGAUUAUCCAGCGAGCGUUGUUCCAAAAUCAAUUCGAACAGUUUUAGAGAAAGCCAUUCAAAUCAGCGGUUCACAAAAUGUUCAACUUUUCUACGAAUUUAAUUUAACGGCAAUGGCAACGGAUCUCGUCAAGAAUCAACCAGUGAUUGGUUAUAAAAUUUUCAUUCAACUUCUAACGAAAUUCAAUCCCGGAAUGACAAUCACUAGUAUUCCAAAAUUAGUAACUUUAAGAAAUUCCUAUCAGAAUAGAAAACCAAUUGGCUUGUCGAUAAUUUGGGCACUUUCACAAAGUGGAAAGGAUAAUUUAACAGUGGGUUUGACAGUUUGGCAUCAUGUCAUAUCACCAAUGCUCGAAGCAAAAAAUUACGCCAGUUAUGUUUCGCAAAUACUCAAAGAUUUAAUUACACGUCAUUCAACAGUAAAGAAUGCCGAUGUGAAACCAGAAUUGUAUUUAAAUAUUGUAGAUGAUGUUAUUUCGGGAAAACUAAAUAUCGCUCCUACCUAUGUCAAUGAAUUGAAGCCUUUUAAUGACAAGCUAAGAGAAAUGGUUUUUAAGUCACCAAAUUUGAAGUGUCGUUCUUUAUUCGAAACGUUGAUGGCAAAAUUGACUCCAAAGAGUAGUGCUAAUUAUAGAGAAGAAAUUGUUCAAGCACUGGUGGCUUGUUUAAUUAAAGACUCUCAGUGCUUUAAUGUUUGGAAAAAUAUGUACAAUAAGAAUUUAUAUCAGUCUGAUUUACUUUUAAAAAAUAUUAAUGCCCACUGGGAUACUCUAAAAGUAAUUAACAAAAACAAUUCGUUUUUGGAGAUGCUUGAGGCCUUACAGAGUACGCACAAGAAGACUAAAAAAAAUAAAGAUAUUCUCGGUGGGGAGUGCAGUAAAACCUGCCAAAUAUUACUAAAGAAAAUGACAGCGAAAUCCAGUAGCGGUUUUCCUUGGAAAAAAGGAUGUUUCAUUCUAUUAUUAUUAAUUGGUUCUCUUUUGGCAUUUGAUUGUCGAAAAAAUGGUUCCUUCGAAGCAUCUAGAACAAAUAAAUUUUUGAAAGAGAGUGGAGUAUGUAUGUAUGGUCAAAAAGUUUGGACUUCAACUAAAACUUAUUCCAAUGACGGUCUCAAGUAUAUUGAAACUAGAUUCCCUGACUAUUACAAAUCCACUGUGGAGUUCACGGCACCAUAUGUCAAAUUAGGGAAUGAUGUUUUUAUUCUAGGCAAGAACAUAUCGAUUAAAUUAUACGAUAAUACUGCUUCUUAUGUGAAGGAAAAAACUCCCGUUGUUGUUGCAACCAUCGAGCAAUAUGCUCCAGGAAUGUUGGAAACAAUAGAGAAGCAAAGCAUCAAAGGCUUGGAGUUUAUUAAGCAAUCAUCAACUUAUCUUUGCGAGCAGUUCGUUGAUCGUUCUGUGAUGAUGGUAAAGUGGGUGGAAACAAACGUACUCGUAGGAAAAUUGAGUCCACAAAAUCUGCAGAAAUAUGCGAGUCAAGCGAUAGAUACGACACAAACAUUUGCAAGUCAAACGUACGAUUGGAUCUAUGAAAAAGUGCAAACACUAUCGAAAGUUCAAUGAAAGAAUGUAAAAGAAGAUCAGCUUCUGUAGCCAACAGUCAGCUACCAAAUUCCCUUCAUACCUCAAGCAUUUAUUCAUUAGAUUCCAAGAGUAUAGAUAAUUGUACAAUUUAUUAUCAAUUUUUUUUGUCGCGGUCAUUUUACCUGUGAUAUUCCAAGAAUGUACCCCGAUUCAACGUCUCUAUCUCUUCUGCGAUUAUUGGCGAAAAUGCAAUGGCAAAAAAGAAAAACGUGCCAUUUUUUAGAUUGACUAUACCACCCAAGGAAUCAUCAAAGAAAAAAAAACAUCGUGUCAAAGUAUUUUGUAUGUUGUUUGAGUAAAAAUCUAAAAAAAUAAAUGACUUUUCAUAAAAAAAUACACACAAAAGAAAAGAACAAAUAA
This is a messenger RNA of Leptopilina heterotoma, 2566 nucleotides long. It is a transcript of the gene Tmem214, whose product is annotated as transmembrane protein 214-B. NCBI's taxonomy places the organism in Eukaryota, Metazoa, Arthropoda, Insecta, Hymenoptera, Figitidae. Bases 131 to 2185 code for a protein of 684 amino acids. The record is from RefSeq and is a predicted model, not a curated record. Gene Ontology annotation, cellular component: Golgi apparatus; endoplasmic reticulum. The transcript is spliced from 9 exons.